AUGUCUCUAUCUCCAAGACCAGAGAUCAAAUCGGCGUUGUUCCCUCACUUUAACGAUUUUCCCCCGGACAUCCGCCAAAUCGUAUGGGAAUACUGUAUUCCCCCACCAAGGGUGGUUGUUUUAACUCACGAACCUAUCAAGACACUUGUAAAUUCUGUGGACGACAUUUGGGCGUUCAGGUCACAAACUCCAGUUGCUGACAUCUUGUUUGUCAAUCGAGAAUCUUAUAAUAUCGCAACAAGAUUUUAUGAGCGCACCUUUAUGAAUGGGUAUCGCGAAGGCACUCAUACUCUUCCCGAAACUUGGUUUGACUUGAAAAGGGAUAUUCUAUACCUGCCUCAGCAACAUAUAGCCGCUGAGCUCAGCGAUUCUCUCUCUUCCCUUCCAAGGUCAGCUCAUGGCAACCAAGAUACAGGAGGCUUCAAUCGAGUGGAGAACCUUGCAUUACCAAUCAGGUGGUUGCCUAAUUUUGCCCGGAAUUCGGACAACAGCAUGUGUAGACCCUUGACUAGAUUACUAGGCACAUUCGGUGGUGUAAAAAAAGUCUAUUUUAUAGCUGGUCAAGAUCCCCCUCACCCUUGCACAGAGAGCGACGUUGUUUUUCAGGAUGGGUGGUAUCUUCCUUACAGGUGUAUUGAGAUGUUUGAGUUGUCAAAAGCGCGGGAUACACCCCUUCUAGCUCCAGAACCAUUUCCACCUUACUCUGUUGCAAGGCACAUAGCGGAAAGCGAAAGUUUUGUCGUGGAUAGAAAACUACUGGAUAUUGAGAGGGAGAAAUGGAAUGAAGAUGUCGCAAGUCUCUCAAAGGGCUUCACGACUAACAUUACAGAUGAACGAGAUGGAGCUGACAGAAGACAAUGGGAGAUGCCUAGUUUUGAGACUAAAAUAUUGGUCAGUCGGGACUACCAGGAAAAGUUUGAGGCUCAAAAGCUAGAAUAUCUCAACAUGAUUGAGGAAAACGUGAAGAGGCAUAAGAAUCACAAGGAAAAUGAGUGCAAUUGCGGACCUGUUAGCUCCUCAAACAGGAUAUUCCAGGGACAGCGAUAG
Botrytis byssoidea is the source of this 1047-nucleotide messenger RNA. RefSeq lists its product as uncharacterized. The transcript has a single exon. The record is from RefSeq and is a predicted model, not a curated record. Bases 1 to 1047 code for a protein of 348 amino acids. NCBI's taxonomy places the organism in Eukaryota, Fungi, Ascomycota, Leotiomycetes, Helotiales, Sclerotiniaceae.